This is a messenger RNA of Chara braunii, 1709 nucleotides long. The record is from the annotation of a GenBank genome assembly. NCBI's taxonomy places the organism in Eukaryota, Viridiplantae, Streptophyta, Charophyceae, Charales, Characeae.
GCUAAUGUCAGAGGUCCCCCUUUGGGGAGGCAUGCAUACUGCUUUAUGUGAUGAUGAUUAUCCUCGUCGUUGUGCGUGUGGUGAUGAUCAUUCAGGGUCGAUUCUGCAGUCAUCGUUCAAGUCACCUCCCCUCUCACCUUUUGGAAAUUAUAUCAGAGCUGACUGGCAUCUUCGACCCAAGUAUCCGCGCAAGCCACUCGUGACAUGCCAAGUGGCCAAUCAGGCGCUGCCAGAUCCAUCAGGAGCUGUCAGAAUUCCAUUCACUCCUAGUGCUUCAGCAAUAGGAGGAUUCGCCUUGGGUGCAAGAUUGUGGGCGCUGUGCUUCUACUUGACGACAGCGGUGAUAGGGUGCGGUCUAUUCGUCGUAAUGAUUGUGCUGUACCCCUUUGUGAUGGUGUUGGACCGCAAAUCCCGUCGGAUCUUUCAUUCAAUCAAUGCCUUGUGGGCGAACUUGACGGCACAAUGGUUCUACAAGACUGAGAUCUACGGCCUGGAGAAUCUUCCCGGUCCUGGCGAGCCUGCUGUGUAUGUGGCAAACCACCAAAGCUUUCUAGACAUCUACACCACUUUUCAACUUAACCGUCCAUUCAAGUUCAUCUCCAAGAGCACCAUUUUCCUCAUUCCAAUCAUUGGCUGGGCUAUGUAUCUGACAGGCCACGUGCCAUUGAAGCGAAUGGAUAACAAAAGCCAAGUGGAGUGCUUAAGGCGAUGCUAUGAACUGCUCACUGAACGAGUGCCCAUCUUUUUCUUCCCGGAAGGAACUCGGUCAAAAGAUGGAAAGUUGGGAAAGUUCAAGAAGGGAGCUUUCACACUUGCCGUGAAGGCCAAGGUUCCGGUCAUCCCCAUCACCCUUAUUGGGACAGGAGAGCUAAUGCCCAGUGGGAAGGAGAACACACUCAGACGUGGGACAGUGAAGAUGAUAGUCCAUCCGCCUAUUGUCGGCGAUGACGCUUUGGAGCUCUGCAACCAAGCAAGGGAGGUGAUCUCCACGACAUUGCUGGCCCACGAAGCAUUGACAUUGACCGAAGAAAUCCAUUCAUAAGACGCCGCCGUCGCCGCCGCUGCGGCCGCCGCCGCCGCCUUGAAGCACGCCUUCAUUCUUGUAACGGUUCUAUCUUUUUCUUCGGUCUGCUUGCUGGCAGAUCCUUUGUUAUAUCAGCCUUUUUUUUUCUUUGCCUGUUCAUUCUGAGGGCAUACUCGCACCAGGACUUUUUUUUAGUUAUUUAUGGACGCAAGUGUGGUCGGAUUCAUCCGGGCCCGGCUGCAAAUGCAGUCAGAUGCAUUUAAGAUAGAGCUGGUGUGCGUACGCCCUGAUUUCAGUAGACUGGUGGACCUACUGAACGAACGUUUUUGCUAGGGAUUUGCUGAUAGCACAAUUAUUCAAUAUUCAAUAUUUAUUACAUAUACUAUUUCAUAGGGAAGGUUUGGUGACGUCUCCUGGCUUUUUUUUUUUCACAAGAGGAGGACGGAGGUGGUUAAUUAUUAUUAUAGAGUAGUUCAAUCAUAGAAUGUGUUCGUCCCACAUCUACUGUGAUGGUCUGUUUGAGAGAGAGGAUCGGCUUUGUUCAUUCUUUUCCCUUUCUCUCUUUUUUUUUUUUUCCUGACACCGCUGCCGCUUCAAUUCACCCACACUGACGCAGUCAGUCAUGCUGUGCAAAAAAAUGCUAUAAAGAUUUCCAAAAAAUCAUUAAAAAUGUAAAUCACAAAUG